UGGUUGGUCGGCCUUGGUCGAUCGAAAAAGCGAAACAAGCGUGCGGGUACGGGCAGCCGGGCGUUGUUGCUUGCUUGGUUGGGUUGCUGUGCUGAGCUAAAGCGCCUCACCCACUUCAUCUGAUCGUCUUCUACCCUGACUAAUCUGUUUAGGAAUCGUUACCGUAGUAGAUACGCUUCUCCGGUACUCGAUAUCACGAUUAAAUAUCAAUAUCUGUCAAAAAAAUAUAUGGAUUUUUAGUGCUUCGGAUCGGAAACGUAUUAUUUACUACGGAAUUCGUGUAAUGUAUUUGUGUUUGUAGUUAUGAAACCGGUGUAACAGUGCUCUUUCUCGUCUCUCGUGAAAUAAUGCCUGGAAUUUGUAGUGUUGUGAACUGUGUGUGACUGGUUGGAGGGUCGUUUUGUCUGGAUUACAUUUACUUUGGAUAAAAAUACCAGCAAGAUCCUCCGGUCAUGUUCAACUUCAUGAAGAAGACCGGGCUGGCGGGCGGCGACGCCGGCGCCUGCGAAGAGAGAGACGGGGAUAAAGAGCGGAGAAAGAAAGAGAAGAAGGAGAGGAAAGAGAGGGAGAAACGGGAGCGCAUCGCCGCGGGGCUUGAGGAGCCUCUCAGGCUAGAAGAGGUACGGCGAUCGCUGAAAUUGCGAGGCAGACGCAAAGAAAAGGAGAAAUUACCUUCAGGCAUCACAGCCGAUUACACCGCCUCAUUGUUUGCUCACCUGGAACAAGACUCCAAUUACUCUAACUACCCGUUGAUACCUACAUCCGGCUCAAAUUCUAAUCUCAGCGAUGAAAACAACCACCUGUCGCCGGGCUAUCCCGCUACACACAACUGGAACAAAAAAGACCCCGUGCUUCAGUCGGAUAGUUCAGAAACUUCUUUAAAUUCCCUCAACAACCCUAAUAAUGCAAACACUAGCCCCAGACAACCGCCCAGUCUACCUCCCAUACCGCCGCGACCACCCAAACGAGGUAUACUUAAAGGACCUCGUCUAAGCAAUACUAGUUCUAAUUCUCAGGAGAGCAAUGUCCAAAGUAAUGACACAGUUGAUUAUAUUAACGGCCAAGAUUCGAAUGUCCUCGCUAGGAAUACUCAGCAAAAUGAACUGAUUUCAUAUGGCAUCCCACCGUCGAAAAGUACCUCGUCCAGUGAUGACAUGCAGCAACUGCAGAAUUUCACCAAGAAGGUAAUUCACAGUCCCGUUGAAAAUCAGUAUAAAAGUAAUCAAGGGUCUAACAAUCCUUCUAUUGUGACACAGGAUGUUGACGAGUUACCGAAGACCAAUGGGAACAGUUACCAUGGAGUGACCUCCACUUCUCCAAGUGCUGAUUCUUUGACCGACACAACAACAAAUUCGUCUUUCGCCACUCCACCUUUCUCUACCUCACCCGUUGGGGAAUCGCAGGGCUUCCACAGAUGGUCAAGGACUAGCAACUUCGAAGACGUUUAUUUACCGCUACCACCAUUAACUCCUCUACAACUACCAAAGCCUAGGUUGCUGACGAUACAACGACAAAAAGCUCCACGGAAAGACUUCGGAUUCAGUAUUCGAAGGGCAAUGGUCCAGGAGAGAGUUUUCAUUGGCGAUUUGAAGCAAAUGAAUGGACAUGAAGAGAACGGCCUAACUAAUGGUGAUAAUAAGUGUAACGGCAAUGUUGCGAAUGGUUUGACUAGUAAAUUGACACAUAAAGCUGUGAUAUUGGCAGAACCCGGUUCAUAUCCUGGUGCAAGCGAGACUGGUUUGCUUCCUGGUGAUAAACUUCUGGAAGUCAAUGGGGUCAGUGUUGAAGGAAAAAGCAGAGAGGAGGUCAUCGAACUGAUCAAGAGCAGUCAAGAUUCAGUUACCAUCAAGGUCCAGCCAAUAGCAGAGCUGUGCGAACUGUCUCGUCGCCAAGCGGUGGAUGGAGGUGCGGAUGUGGACUUGUUGGACAGCAACGUGCGAGGAGGAACGCUCAGCCGCUCGGGCAGUCGACGGUUCACUUCCACUCAGGCAAAAUCCGAAGAGCAACUGGCAUGCGAGAAAGAAUGGCUUCAAACGGGACAGAUGUGGCUCGCCCACCGCGGCGGCUUCACUGCCGUCGUCAGGGAAGGAGACGCGGACGCUGGUCGCGCAAGAGUCAGGGUGGUGCAGACUGGCGAGAUACUUACCGUCGAUGAAGAUGAUCUGGAAAAGGCCAAUCCACCACGACUGGAGCGGUGUGAAGACAUAGCUUCCCUGCGUUGCCUAAACGAAUGCGGUGCACUCAAUGUGCUCAGAUCGCGCUAUGCUGCUGGUCUGCCCCACGCCCGCGCCGGUCAUGCUCUCCUGGUACUUGGACCGCCAAAGAAGUCGGCUCCCAUUUAUACUGAGAAAGUAGCGGCCAUGUUCCGAGGCUGUCGUUCGGACGACAUGCCGCCGCAUGUGUUCGCUGCUGCACAAUCCGCUCACCGCUGUAUGCUGGCAUCCAGGCGCGACCGAGCCAUUGUGUUCCUUGGAAGGUCAGGAUCAGGGAAGACGUCGGCAAUGCGCCACUGCGUGUGGUACCUCGCUAGCGCGUACCCCGCGCAGGGCUCCAAACUGACGCCAGAGAGAUUCGAAGCCGCUUUCGAUGUGCUGCAUGCCUUCGGGUCUUGUCGCACGACCUCGAACCCGCACGCGUCUCGUUUCGUGUCACUGACAUCGUUGGACUUCGACGGUGGCGGCGCCUUAGUGUCAGCGUCGGUGCAGACCUUGCUGCCGGACCUCAAGCCUGGCCAGACCCAGCUCAGAGCAUUACACAUUAUAUUCAACGGCUGUGACGGCCGCCUCCGCCGCGAACUGCUAUUCGACCAAGCGCCGGCGAACUCGCCGAACCCCUUCAUCGGCUGCAGCGAGAAAGCGGACGCGCCAGCGGAGUUCUCCGCGCUGAAGGAAGCGCUGCAGCAGCUGGCAGUCACGGAGCAGGAGCAACUGGCUAUAUGGAAGAUCGCCGCCGCUGUCUGCCAUUUGGGGUGGGCUGGCGCUGUCAAAGCCAACACAGGAUCGGGGCUAAAGUACCAAUUCGCAAGUAUGGGUUGCGGGCAGCGUGCGGCGCGGCUGCUGGGCGCGGGCGCGGACGAGCUCAGCCGGGCCGUGUUCGCCGGCGCCGCGCCCAACUCGCCGCAGACCAACUCCACUCUCAGAACUCCAUCGCCAUCCAAUGAGCGGGAACUGUCCGGCACUGAAGCGCUUGAUGCAUUUGUCACUGGACUAUACAACGAAGCGUUCAACAUCAUCGCGGCUUUGGUUAACAGGAGCCUGACGACAUCGUGCCGGACGUCAUCGUCCCUCUUAGUGCUGGACUGCCCGGGCGCGGACAACCCCAUGUGCGCCGGCCAGCAGAGCGGCGCACCGCUCUCCAAACUUCUCUCCAAUUACUUACAGGAACGCCUGCAAGCCGUGUUCCACGAAGCCAUGUUGGUGGCGCCGCGGGAACGAUACGCGCAAGAGGGCAUCACGCUCGAUGACGGCGCCGAGGAAGAUUGGCUAUCAGAGACCGUGAACCCGGGUCCAAUGGUGGAGCUCCUGGACAAGUCUCCACAGAACACGAUCGUGCGCAGUUCGCAGGCCGACUUGAGGGAGUGCGAUCGCCGUGGACUUUUAUGGUUACUCGACGAAGAGUCCAUGUAUCCCGGUUCGUCAGACGACACAUUCCUGGAGCGCGUGAUGACUCACUACGGCGCCCCCAACCACACGCACUACCUCAUCAAGAAGGCGCCCCACAACCGCCAGUUCAUACUGCAACAUCUGCAGGGAACGAAUCCAGUUUUGUACGAUGUCUCCGGCUGGGUGAAGGCAAGUAGGGAAAGUCCAGUUACCAAGAAAGCUCUCACAUUACUGCAAGAAAGUCAAAAUGAAGAAAUUGGUCGUCUAUCGUCGUGGUCGCGCGGCGCCUGCGGCGUGGGCAUGUGGUCGGCGGCGGUGGGCGACGCCAGCACGCUGCGCCGGGCGUCUUCUAUCAGGAGGACCCUUACCUCAGGAACGGCAGGCAUGAAGCGGCGUUCCACUGCGCUCCAAGCGAAGUUCGUAGCGGACGGUGUGGUGGACACUCUGAGACGCUGCGGCGCGGGCGGCGUCCACUUCGUGUGCUGCCUCCUCAGCAGCCAGCCCGGCGACCCCGCCGAUGACGUCAACGUGCCGCUGCUGCGUUCACAGUUCCGCGGAUUCCAGCUUCUAGAAGCGGCUAGAUUGUACAAACAGGGCUUCCCCGAACACAUGCCGCUGUCGGAAUUCACAAGAAGAUACCGUCUGCUGGCGACGUCGGAGAACAACGAAAGUACAGAGAGCACACAGCAGCUGACGGAGCGCCAGCUCGUGGACGACAUGCUGCUCGCGCUCGACCUCGACGUCAGCAGCUACAGGCUUGGACUCACUCAGAUUAUGUUCAGGGGCGGCGUCGUCGGUGGGCUGGAUGCGCGCCGCGACGCCGCGCUUGCUCGCGUGCUUGUUCGCUUACAAGCGCGCGCGCGCGGUUUGCUCGCUCGCCGGCGAGCGCAGCGGCUACGAACACAACACACGGCCGCUAGGUGCGUGCAGAGGAACGUUCGCGCGUUCCUGGCGGUGCGCGAUUGGCCCUGGUGGCGACUGCUCGUCAGGGUCACCCCGCUGCUCGCCGUACAUCGGACCGAGCAUCGGCUCAAGCAAGCACAGGAGGAGCUGGAAGCCUUGCGGUCUAAGCUGGAGAAGGUGGAGGGAGAGCGCACACAUUACAAGAGCGAGACGGAAAAACUUGAGAAUAAAUUGUCGGAAGUUGGCGGCGAGCUGGCCGAAGAGCGCGCUGCUGCAGGACUCGCUACCGAAAGGGCAGACGCUGAAGCGGCUGAGAGGUUACGAGUGGAGAGAGACAACAGGGAACUGCUUGCGAACAACCAGCGCUUGCAGCAGGCGUCCGAGCGUCUGGAGUUGGAGCUGCUCCACUGGCGGUCAGCUGAGAGUGGCGGCGGCGAAGUCUCCGACUCUGAGGGCUCGGAGGCCGACGCUAGCGGCAAUGGUGAUAAGUACAAACGAAGAUUCGAGUGUGCCCACCGAGAAUUACAGCUGCUGCGCGCUCAACUUCGCAGACAACACGAAGAUGACCUGGAGCAGUUGGUCACCGUCAAAAAGCAACUCGAGAAGAAGGUACAAGACGCGUAUGAGGAAGUGGAGGAACAGCGCGCGGUGGCCGCGCAGUGGAAACGGAAGCUGCAGAAGCUGACAAACGACAUGGCCGACCUGCGCUCCUUGCUCGACGAACAGACGUGCCGCAACAACCUGCUUGAGAAACGUCAGCGCAAAUUCGACGCGGAGCUCCACGCGGCGCAGGAGGAGCUGAAGCGGGAGCGCUCGGCCAAGGAGAGGCUCUCCCGCGAGCGCGACCAGGCGCUCGCGGACAAGUUCGCGCUCGACCAGAGCCUGUCUGAAGCUCGCUUGGAACUCGAGCUGAAGGAAGAGAGGUUAUCGGCCGCAACUCGCGAAUUAGAAGAACGAGGCGGUGGCGGGGAUGAAGUGGCGGCUCUCAGGAGGACCAGAGCUGACCUCGAAAGACGAGUAAGGGAUCAGGAGGAGGAGUUGGAUGACCUCGCUGGACAGAUACAAUUAUUGGAGAGCGCGAAACUUCGCCUGGAAAUGUUGCUGGAACAACAGCGCAAGGAAGCGCGGCUCGAGGCGGCCGCCAGGGACGACGAGAUGGAAGAAACCAGAGCCAACGCGUCUAAGAAACUCAAGAUGCUGGAGAGUCAGCUGGAGUCGGAGCACGCGGAGCGCAGCCUGCUGCUGCGCGAGCGGCACGAGCUGGAGCGGCGGCUGGCCGCGCUCGAGGAGGCCGCGCGCGCGGAGACUCACGACCAGGCACAACUGCUGCACAGGCUCAAGAGAGAUUUAAAACGAUACCGCGCCCUACUACGCGACGCGCAAACGAUGCUCGAACAGAAAGAGAAAGAAGGUGGCGGCAAGGCGCAGAUCAGACAACUGAAGAACCAAGUCGAAGACUUAGAGCUGGCCGUACGCGCAGCAACCAAGGCGAAGCAAGCUGCCGAAGCAGAAGCGACCGAGCUGAAUGCUGCGCUGGAAGAAGCUACGCGCGCCAGGAAUGACGCUUCAGAGAGGGCCGUCACAGCUACCAGGGACGCCGCCGCUGCCAGGGCGCAGUUGGACGAUGCUGAGGAAGAAGCUGCUGAGUUACUAAAGAAAUACCGCGCGAGUACAAGCGCACUGUGCGCCGCGCAAGCCGAAGCUCGAGACGCGAGUGCGCGCGCCGACGUCGCCGCGGACGAGGCCCGCGCCGCGCGGGACAAGCUGGCUGAGCUGGCCACCAGGCUGGCCCAUGCUGAGGCCGGACACAGCCAGGGACAGCAUGAGGCUGAACGGCGACUGGAGCUGAGGAAUAAGGAGUUAGAAUCGAGCCUCGAGCUGGAAGCGACAGCGCGCGCGCGGCUCGAGGGUCAGCUCUGCCGCGCGCGCGACGCGCACGACCAGCUCGCGGCCGAGCUCGGGCUGGUGCGCGCGCGCGACCAGCUCGCCGCUGAUGAGCUCCGGAAACUCACCAGGCAGCUGCGCGAAAUGAAAGAAGAAAACUCCAACCUAAACGCGAAACUGAGCGAAGCGUGCCGCGCGAAGACCGCAGCAGAAGCGGCCGCGGCCGCAGCGAGCGCCGAAGCAGCCGCAGCUAAGGACGAAGCCAGACUGGCCGCUAGACGAGCCACCGCUCUGCAAGAAGCUAUCGCUGGAGAUCUGUCCAGCCCCGGAGACUCUAGGGACACUGACAGUGACAAUGACAGCUACAGUUCGGACGAGUCGAUAGGCACGUUCCUGGCCAAUCACAAGCUCAGUCCAUCAGUCCCUUCUAGGAACAGCAUUAAUCUCGAUUCACAGAAAUCUCACACCCCAGAAGGUCGGCAGUCGCGAUCAAGCACCGGGUCCACAACGAAGCCAGUGAGUCCCACCAAGGAGUCUUUCGCAUAACAGCCGGCCGCCGCGGGGCUCCUCACCAGCGCCCUGCCCGUCAUCUGCGCCGUCUUCUGUUCCCGCCAGCGACACGACUCUGCCCACGUCGUCGUCGAAUAAAAAAGAUAAACGUCAGAGUGACAACUGACAGUGGCGCGAAACUUGUGACUUUAGUGAUGUGACGAUACUAGACGGAAACGAUUGUCUCGAUUAUAAGCGAUUAAAAGUUAUCAUGUAUUAAACUUGUGUGGUUAACUUGAUUAAAUUGUUUCUGGUAGUUGUCCAGAAUUUGAUAAUGUUAAUCAAACUAUAGUUUAUUAGUAAAUCAUGACGCGCGAUAGGUAUUUUAAAAAUAAUCAAGACUUACCACAUGCAUUAGAAAUAGACGUGUAACGACAAUGGCUCCUAAAUUAGACUGCUCAACUAUAUACAAUAUUAAAUAUACUCAAGUUUUUCAAAUAUUUGAUAUAAUGGCUUUACAGUUCGUACAACACCCAAGAUUUUUAUAUGGAUAUCAUUAAAUAUAGCGCUAGUGUUAUAUAGUAUUCAAAUAGCCUAAUAAUAUAUCAGAAAGAAUGCAUUCCAAAAAAUCUCUGGACAACUCUCUAAAAUGUGUUUGGCUAACUACAUGUGCAUAGCGCGGUCUUCAGUGAUUUAUAGAUGAGGAUGAUGCGUGACAUUUAUAUACAAUCACUAGCACCAUUAAUCUAGGCUUUUGACAUUAAUUUAUUUAGCGUAGGAUUCGUAGAGGAAAUUCGUCGUUGACUUAGAUAUUUGUUGUACUGCGUACAGCGAGCCAGUCAGUAUUGGGCCGGCCGAGGCGAUAUAACUUACAAAAUAAUAUUAGGUUCUUUGUUAUUUAGUUAGCUAACGUUUGUAAAUAACUAGAUGGCAUAUACAUUUUAUUAUUUAAUUUGUAAUAUUUGUGUGAUCAGACUGUUAUUCUAUGACUUAUUUGUUACAAUUGAGUUGUUGCUUUAUAGACAUUCAAUACAUAUCUGUUAGGGAAUAUUUUUUUUAUAUCAAUGAAUAAUCUUAGACUGGUUUUGAUUAAUGUAAUGUUUGGAUAAUUAGCGGAACUUAACUAUAAUCUUCAUGAAAUGUAGUCCUCUUAACUAUAAUUCCAUUACCUAUAAAUUGUCAUUCAACCUAUAUCUUUAUAUAUUUGUGUCUGUAACCAUGAUUAUAAAAUUUUACUAUUCUAUGUGUAUUGUACGAUAAUGUGAUGAAAUGUUACUGCAUUCAAUACUGGUUGUAAAAUGAAAUUAUUUAAUAAAGUAACAGAAAUGUA
Plodia interpunctella (Indianmeal moth) is the source of this 8208-nucleotide messenger RNA. RefSeq names its product Myosin heavy chain-like (gene Mhcl). The transcript has 37 exons. NCBI's taxonomy places the organism in Eukaryota, Metazoa, Arthropoda, Insecta, Lepidoptera, Pyralidae. Gene Ontology annotation, biological process: actomyosin structure organization. Bases 453 to 6935 code for a protein of 2160 amino acids. The record is from RefSeq and is a predicted model, not a curated record. Gene Ontology annotation, cellular component: myosin filament; cytoplasm; myosin II complex. Gene Ontology annotation, molecular function: actin filament binding; cytoskeletal motor activity; ATP binding.